AUGGCUCUGCAAGAGUGUGGUCUCCGAUACCUUAUUGUCCUCCUUAUACUUUCCCAACAGUCUUUAUGUCAGCGGAGAAUCAGCGCCCAGUUCUCACUUGGGGAUAAUACAGACAGCGGUUACCGAGUGGGAAAUCUCUUUACCAAUCGUCCAGACAGCCUGACGUAUGGCCAGAGUUUCCUUUCCGCUAUGAUGAAACCCGAUGAUCAUUUUAAGCUAUCUACAAAUGGAGAUAUCACAACUAGCCAUGCACUUGAUCGGGAUGUUAUAUGUAGUAAAUUGGACUGUUGUGAACUACCUGCCUGUUAUAUGAAUUCAGAAGCAUAUUUCUUUACCAUUCGACAACAACCACUUGUAUUUAAUGUAACUUUUGUCCUCUCAGAUGAAAAUGAUAAUCCUCCAAAAUUUGAUAUUUCUCAGGAGAGUUUGGUAAAAUUGCCUGAUUGGAUACCUCAUCAAUAUCGCUCACUUCCCUUUUUCCAAUUGUCAGUUCCUGAGUCUGUGAAAGUGAGUACUAAGCUCCCUCUCCCUUUGGCUACUGAUCCUGAUUCGAUUGAUUUUGGAAUUGGUUCCUACGAAUUGCAGCCUCUUCAUAUAAACGUAUCGUCAAUCACACUUAAUCCGUUCCGACUUGUUCAUGAUAGACCACGAUAUGGAAGCGAAAUUCUAACAUUAGUAACAGGAAGAAGUCUAGACAGGGAAGAUCAGGAUGAAUAUUGGUUUUUACUAACAGCUAUAGGAAACGGUGCACCUAUGCUAACAGGAAGCUUGUUACUUCGAAUCCAGGUUGAUGAUAUUAACGAUAAUAUGCCAGUCUUCCAGCAACCUCUAUCAAAAUCUGGACAUACCAUUGAAUUACCUGAAAAUAUUCCCGUUGGGAGGAUUGUUUAUACAUUCAAAGCGACUGAUCUCGAUUCAGGAGAAAAUGGAAGAAUAACUUAUGCGAUAAAUUAUAGGGCCAGUUCACCUAGAACCUCGGCACUUGUGAAUAAAUGGGUGUUAGAUCCUGGUACCGGAGACUUAUCUGUUGCUGGAGUUCUUGAUUAUGAAAAUAAGGACGAUAGAAAAUUUGUACUAAGUUUGAUGGCAAAAGAUGGCGGAAAUCCUCCCUUGACAGCGACCACUACCUUCACUAUUCUCAUCACCGACUUGAAUGACAAUCCACCGGCAAUUGAAAUCAAAUCCACUGGAGAGCAGGGUGACUCAGAGAAUCUUUAUGACCUCGACGAGAAUGAUGGUGAAACACGACUACUCAAACUCAUUUCUGUCAGCGAUCCUGACUCUCAUCCACCUGAAAGUAUAUCCUGCAGUUUGAAGGGAAAGCGGGGUGAUUUUACUCUCCAAAAAUACAACUCCCUUCUCUAUGGUCUAUUCAAUAACCGAUCUUUUGACUAUGAGAAAGACGCCGAUGCUAAUGGCUUUCUAAAUAUUGGUCUAUCUUGCUCGGAUAAUGGAUUUCCUCCACUGUCAUCAGAUCUCAUUGUCAAAGUUAGCCUUCGUGAUCGGAAUGACAACUGGCCACAAUUUAAAUACCAGUCGUUUGUCUUUAAAGUGUAUGAAGACAUUCCAGUUGGAUCAGCUAUUGGACAAAUUGUGGCUUGGGAUGCAGACAGUGGUCGGAGGGGAAAGCUCACUUACUGGCUAAGUGCUGAUGACCCAGAUGAUCUGGAUUUAAUUGUAAUUGAUCGUGACACUGGAUCUCUAAUGACAAAAGCUGCAUUGGAUCGUGAAGAAAAGGAUAUUCUUCACUUUCGCGUAACAGCUGCUGACGGAGGGAACCAAGAUCUACAUCAAGAAUUCGAAGAAAUUCCGCGAGAUGCAAAAACGAAUACAACAAGCAUAACGGUUCAUUUACUGGAUGUUAACGACAAUGCACCGCAAUAUUUAGGCGAAAAGGAGAUACACGUCCGAGAAAACAACGAGGAGGGAUAUGUGCUUCUUGAUAACCUUCAGUUUCAAGAUAAUGACUUAGGUAAAAACGGGACAGUCCGACUAUUCCUCACGGACUAUGGUUAUGACGCUGUGGAGUAUUUAAUGCCGACACAUUCAAAUGGAAUAUUUACACUUAUUAAUGACAAACAGUUGGUGUUAGCAGAGUCUAUUGAUCGGGAACAGAAUUCACAGUUCUAUGUGAGGAUAAUCGCCAUGGAUGGAGGCAAAAUUCAGCUAACAAGUACCACUACCUUGACUGUGAUAGUUGAUGAUGAAAAUGAUAAUUAUCCUCAAUUAACUCAUCCAUUAAAUGGCACUAUGCUCUCAGGACCAUCACAUAACUAUGAAAAUAUGGAUAAUCAAGAAAGCCGGAGAAUUCCCGUAGACACCCCCAUUGGUAGUCUGGUAACAACUUUACGAUCUAGAGACCUCGAUGCUGGUGAUAAUGGUAGAGUAUCAUAUCGCCUUCAUAAAGCAGAACCCAGUGAACUCUGGUACCCUACUCAGCAAAAUCAUGUAAGAUAUAUGGGAAUCGACACUCCUCUACAGAAGCAUAAGCUAGUGUCUGACGGAUAUCAGUACUUUAAACUUGAUGAAAUCGAUGGUCAUUUACGCACUGCUUGGCUAUAUGGAAGUCAUAAGAACCCGAUCGAAGGAAAUUCUACUGGAAAGCCUCCCUCCCCACCCCCUUUCGGAGUCCACGUUCUUGUCAUUGAACUCAAAGAUGGUGGUAAUCCUCCAUUAUCAUCUCGAGUUAUGCUCUAUGUUAAUAUCACUGAAGCGACUAGUUCUGGAUUUUUCGGUCUUGGGGGAUUUGGAUUUGGUGAGGCUGGACUAGGGAAUACUGUUAUUCUCAUUCUCAUAAUUGUGUGCAGUUUUGUGCUUAUAAUUAGUCUUACUGCUGCAAUUUUCUGGGUUCGAUUGCGAGUCUAUACAAAUAAUGGGAUUCCAUCUCAAGCAAAUGGUGUUAAAUAUCAGGCGGGAUGUGCCACCAUGUACCACGAAAGUCUCCCAAGAGAUCAACAUGAUGGAGGAUUGGGCUAUAUUGAUGGAACUGGAACUUUUAAACCUCUAGAUGGUAUUCGAUGGAAUACCCCUAAUAUGCUUGAUCCAUUGCAAUAUGCUGUACACACAUCUUCUGACAUUGGCUCUCAGGAUGCGAAUGCUCUGACGUUUAUUAGUAAGACAUCGAAUGGAUAUCUAGAAUCUGAGGAUGUUCAAAUUCUACCGAUGAUACACUCAUCCGAUCCAGAUGGAGUGUUACUACGAGGAUAUGAUCAACUAUUAUCUGGAAAUGGAGGCCAGUAUGAGUUUUGUUUCCCAGAGGCCGUUCCACCGAACUUCAGUCAUCUUCAAGCUGGAUCAACAGAAAGUGACAGUGGAUUAGACAGUGGUGGGUACAUGGUUGGUCAUGCUUCAUCGCCAUCACCUGAAGGAGCAACAGAAAAAAUGACGAGCCCAGGAUCUGAUUUGAGUGUUCCUUCCACAUUCAAGCCUACUCGGGGUCGUCCCUUUAUUCAUACUUCCACCAGUGGAUGCCAUACAAUAUCCUCCGAUUGCCUUAGGCAAAGUCCCGCUAAGCAAAUGCAUCUUGGACAGGUUUGCAACAACGCGGAUCUAAAUGUUAUUCAUAAAAGCCUCGUCUACAUUCCUCGUGACUCGGUAAGUACUCACUUUUCAACUUACUUUAAACUUAUUCAUUAUCAACGUUAG
Messenger RNA from Rodentolepis nana, 3645 nucleotides. Lineage: Eukaryota; Metazoa; Platyhelminthes; Cestoda; Cyclophyllidea; Hymenolepididae. The record is from the annotation of a GenBank genome assembly.